UUCAAACUCACCCACAUGGAAUCCCAUAUCUACGUCCAUCUCUCCAUUAAACUUCACCAUGUGCUCUCCAUUCACACUCCAACUAAUUAAUUAAUGAGAGCCUUCUCUCUUUUUCGGUCUGUCAGUCUGUGUAUCAGUGUGCGUGGGAGAGAGAUAACUGGGUCAGGGUGGGGGAGCUGGGGCCUUGUCAUCUAAGUGCGACUAUAAAUACAUCCAAUAAUUGAUCAGUUUGGUGCAUGCAUAUAUGCAUGCAUAUGUAUCUAUCUAUAAACAUAUCUAAGUUGUCUUCCCAAUUUGAUUCAUAAUUAAGGAUACUGAAAAAUAUCCUAAAAUGGACAAGUACGAGGUUGUGAAAGAGUUGGGAUCUGGAAAUUUUGGCGUAGCCAGGCUCAUGAGACACAAAGAAACCAAGGAGCUCGUCGCCAUGAAAUACAUCGAGCGUGGACACAAGAUUGAUGAAAAUGUAGCCAGGGAAAUUAUUAACCACAGAUCACUAAGACAUCCCAAUAUAAUUCGUUUCAAAGAGGUUGUUUUGACGCCAACACAUUUGGGUAUUGUUAUGGAGUAUGCAGCUGGUGGUGAGCUUUUCGAUCGAAUUUGCACUGCCAGUAGAUUUAGCGAAGAUGAGGCUAGGUAUUUCUUUCAGCAGUUGAUCUCUGGAGUCUGUUAUUGUCACUUCAUGCAAAUAUGUCACAGGGAUUUGAAAUUGGAGAAUACACUGUUAGAUGGAAAUCCAGCACCCCGCCUCAAAAUCUGUGAUUUUGGUUACUCCAAGUCAUCAGUGCUGCAUUCAAGACCAAAAUCCACAGUUGGAACUCCAGCUUACAUAGCACCAGAAGUUCUCUCCCGCCAAGAAUAUGAUGGCAAAUUGGCAGAUGUAUGGUCUUGUGGAGUGACUCUAUAUGUGAUGUUGGUGGGAGCUUACCCUUUUGAAGAUCCAGAUGAUCCCAAGAAUUUUAGGAAAACUAUUUCAAGAAUAAUGGCUGUUCAAUACAAAAUCCCAGAUUAUGUUCAUAUAUCUCAAGAUUGCAGACACUUACUUUCUCGUAUUUUUGUUGCAAAUUCCUCCAUGAGGCUUACAAUAAAAGAUAUUAAGAACCACCCAUGGUUCUUGAAGAACUUGCCAAAGGAACUCACCGAGUCGGCUCAGGCUAUCUACUAUCAGAGAGAUAAUCCAAGCUUUUCCAUUCAAAGCAUUGAAGAGAUAAUGAAGAUUGUAGGAGAGGCUAGAAACCCUCCUCCGGCGUCAAGGCCGGUUGCUGGAUUUGGAUGGGGAGACGAAGGAGCAGCGGCAGAAGAAGAGGUGGAGGAAGGAGACGAUGAGUAUGAAAGGCAAGUGAAGGAAGUACGUGCAAGUGGAGAAUUUUAUGUCAAUUGAAUCUUGGAUUUAGCAGUCACAACACUGAAUUUGAAUUUUGUGAUUGUGUAGGAUGCAUAAUUGUACGACAUAUAAGCACAGAA
This is a messenger RNA of Olea europaea var. sylvestris, 1461 nucleotides long. RefSeq names its product serine/threonine-protein kinase SAPK7-like. NCBI's taxonomy places the organism in Eukaryota, Viridiplantae, Streptophyta, Magnoliopsida, Lamiales, Oleaceae. Gene Ontology annotation, biological process: protein phosphorylation; intracellular signal transduction. Bases 332 to 1378 code for a protein of 348 amino acids. Gene Ontology annotation, molecular function: protein serine/threonine kinase activity; ATP binding. The transcript is spliced from 9 exons. The record is from RefSeq and is a predicted model, not a curated record.